Lycium ferocissimum is the source of this 1626-nucleotide messenger RNA. Its product is annotated as serine/threonine/tyrosine-protein kinase HT1-like. Bases 330 to 1385 code for a protein of 351 amino acids. The transcript has 3 exons. Lineage: Eukaryota; Viridiplantae; Streptophyta; Magnoliopsida; Solanales; Solanaceae. Gene Ontology annotation, biological process: protein phosphorylation. The record is from RefSeq and is a predicted model, not a curated record. Gene Ontology annotation, molecular function: protein kinase activity; ATP binding.
AAAUUCAGCUGGUACACAAAAUUAAGCUCAUUGUACCCUUCAAAGUGAUCUACUUUUUACUGAUUCACACUAAUUUUAGAUGAAGUUUUCAAGCUUUUCUUCCAAGUAGCACUCCUAGCAAAUGCACUGUUGAAUAUUUUUUAUUAGUAGUAAAAAAAUUCUGACACAUACUCAAAAUGUAACUCUAUUCUUUGGAAUGUAGCUCAUUUUUUUUUUUUUUUUAUUUAUAAAAUUUAGGAGAAUCUGUAGCGCCGUUUGAGUAUUCUUUAUUUAUAUACAGUAAUCUUACUAUUUUUGGUUUUGAGGGCGGAGAAGUUAAUGGUUUACUAAUGAAGAAUUUGAACUGGUUUAAGCAAAUAGCGAAUAAUGGGAAAUUAGAGAGGAGGCUAUCAUUAGGAGAGUACAAGCGAGCAGCGUCAUGGUCCAAGUAUAUAGUAUCAUCUGGAGCUGCGAUAAAGGGUGAAGGAGAAGAAGAAUGGAGUGCUGAUAUGUCACAGCUGUAUAUAGGUAAUAAGUUUGCUUCAGGAAGACAUAGUAGGAUUUACAGGGGGAUUUAUAAGCGUAGAGAAGUGGCUAUUAAACUUAUAAGCCAACCUGAAGAAGAUGGUAACUUGGCUACUUUUCUUGAGAAACAGUUUACUUCUGAGGUUGCUUUGUUGCUGAGGUUAAAGCAUCCAAAUAUCAUUACUUUUAUUGCAGCAUGUAAGAAACCACCAGUGUUUUGCAUUAUCACAGAGUACUUACCUGGAGGCUCCCUGAGAAAGUACCUACAUCAGCAGGAGCCGCACUCAGUCCCUCUCAAUAUAGUUGUGAAACUGGCACUUGACAUUGCACAUGGGAUGCAGUAUCUUCAUGCUGAAGGGAUACUUCACAGAGAUCUGAAGUCGGAAAAUCUACUCCUUGAUGGAGAUAUGUGUGUGAAAGUUGCAGAUUUCGGGAUCUCAUGUUUAGAAUCUCAAUGUGGUAGUGCAAAGGGGUUCACCGGUACAUACCGGUGGAUGGCACCAGAAAUGAUCAAGGAAAAGAACCAUACAAAGAAAGUUGAUGUCUAUAGUUUCGGUAUUGUCCUAUGGGAACUUUUGACUGCAUUGACACCAUUUGAUGACAUGACCCCCGAGCAGGCGGCAUUUGCAGUCUGCCAGAAGAAGGCUAGACCACCAAUACCUGCUGCAUGUCCAGUAGCAGUUCGGAAACUCAUUAAAAGGUGCUGGGCAAACAAUCCUCACAAACGGCCACAUUUUGAGGAGAUUGUAACUGUUCUUGAAAGUUAUGCUGAGGCGCUUGAGCAGGAUCCUGAUUUUUUCCAAUCUUACGAGCCCCCUCGGAAUUUUACCUUGUCGCAAUGCUUGCCUAAUUGCAACAGAUCAGCUUCUGCUGAGGCAUAGGAAACUCCAGAAUAUGUAACUUAUUGCGUUAUCUUGGGGGACCAAAUUAUCCCCAGGACCCCAAUGUGAAGUGUAUCAUAUUUCUUUAGUUCUCAGUAGCUCUAAGUUAUUUGUUGUAUACUUGAAGUUACUAAGCAACUCUUUGAAUAUUUCGCUGUUUGAUUUUGCUAGACAUUUGGAUCAGGAUUUGACCAAGGAAAAUCCGUUUGUAAUGAAAGCUUAAUUGCAUUUCAAACUUUUA